AUGAACCUUGUCCUUCUCGAUCACUGUAAUAAAUCUGUUUGGUCGACGAAUCUAACUAGAGGAAAUGAGAGAUCAUCAACGGUGAUGGCAGAGCUUCUCGCCAACGGAAACUUCGUGAUGCGAGACUUCAAUAACAAAGACGCAAGUGGAUACUUGUGGCAAAGUUUCGAUUACCCAACAGAUACUUUGCUUCCAGAGAUGAAACUAGGUUACAACCUCAAAACAGGGAUUAACAGGUUCCUUACAUCAUGGAGAAGUUCAGAUGAUCCCUCAAGCGGGGAUUACUCGUACAAACUAGACACUAAUAGGGGAAUGCCUGAGUUUUAUCUAUCGAGUGGGAUCUUUCGAGUGCAUAGGAGUGGUCCAUGGAACGGAAUCCGGUUUAGUGGCAUACCAGAGGACCAAAAGCUGAGUUACAUGGUUUACAAUUUUACACAGAAUAAUGAAGAAGUCGCUUAUACAUUCCGAAUGACCAACAACAGCAUCUACUCGAGAGUGAUAGUAAGUUCCGAAGGGUUUUUGGAGCGAUGGACGUGGACUCCCUCAAUAGGGAUAUGGAACUUGUUCUGGUCUUCUCCAAUGGACUCACAGUGCGAUGUGUAUAAGAUGUGUGGGCCUUACGCUUACUGUGACGUAAACACAUCACCGGUUUGUAACUGUAUCCAAGGGUUCGAUCAAAAGAACCGGCAGCAGUGGGAUCUGAGAGACGCGUCGAGUGGGUGUAAAAGGAGGACGCGGCUGAGUUGCAGUGGAGAUGGUUUUACCAUGAUGAAGAAUUUGAAGUUACCAGAAACUACGAAGGCUAUUAUCGACAAAAGUAUUGGUUUGGACGAAUGUAAGAAGAGAUGCCUUGGCGAUUGUAAAUGUACCGCGUUUGCAAAUGCGGAUGUUCGAAAUGGUGGGACGGGUUGUGUGAUUUGGACAGGAGAGCUUGAGGAUAUGCGGAGUUAUGAUGGUGAUGGUCAAGAUCUUUAUGUCAGAGUCGCUGCUGCUGCCUGCUGA
Molecule: messenger RNA, 1002 nt
Organism: Eruca vesicaria subsp. sativa (arugula)
Lineage: Eukaryota; Viridiplantae; Streptophyta; Magnoliopsida; Brassicales; Brassicaceae
Source: the annotation of a GenBank genome assembly